AUGUUAGUAAAGACGGUUAGCCGAACCAUUGAGUCGGAAUCUGGGUUUCUACGGCCGACGCUGGAUGUUAUCGCUACUGUACCUGCGGAUGACCAUUCUAAAAAAAUACCUAUUAGUCUAGUGGUGGGAUUUAAACAAGGAGCUUCGCUGAAUUCUGCUUUAUCUCUAGCCUGCUACUAUUACGCCAUUCCUUUAGCUAAAGAUAGACACAUGAGCCUCAAAUCAGCUGGAAACAAUGUUGUGGGAAUACCGUUACUGGACACUAAUGAUGACCGAAUUCGCGACAUGACUAGACGCUUGGCCACAAUAAUAUCCGAAAAGUUCAAUAGACCAUGUUAUGUGACGUGGUCGUCACUGCCUAGAGGAGACCCCUCCAUGUUGGUAACAAAUCAUUUAUAUAUUUUGAAGAAGUGUCUCGAUCUCUUAAAAACUGAACUCGGUGAGUAG
Saccharomyces paradoxus is the source of this 447-nucleotide messenger RNA. It is a transcript of the gene POC4, whose product is annotated as Poc4p. The record is from RefSeq and is a predicted model, not a curated record. The coding region runs from base 1 to 447 and encodes 148 amino acids. NCBI's taxonomy places the organism in Eukaryota, Fungi, Ascomycota, Saccharomycetes, Saccharomycetales, Saccharomycetaceae. The transcript has a single exon.